This is a messenger RNA of Chlorella variabilis, 3410 nucleotides long. RefSeq lists its product as hypothetical. Lineage: Eukaryota; Viridiplantae; Chlorophyta; Trebouxiophyceae; Chlorellales; Chlorellaceae. Gene Ontology annotation, molecular function: ATP binding; protein kinase activity. The record is from RefSeq and is a predicted model, not a curated record. The transcript has 15 exons. The coding region runs from base 1 to 3129 and encodes 1042 amino acids. Gene Ontology annotation, biological process: protein phosphorylation.
AUGAGGCUGCUGUUGGGGUUGCUGCUGCUGUUGGCAGCGGGCGCCGCGGCCCACCACGACGGCCUUUUCCCCAGCGAGGGGUACAUUGGUGCAGAGGAUGUGCCUGGAUUCUUCGCUGUCUUCGCCCCCGAAGUCACGUUCGGCGGGACGGUGCUGUUCUCCACAAUUGCCCACACCGAAGGCUUCUCCGCCUCUGAAGCUGGGGACUGCGCCACGGCGUGCCGCAACACCUCCGGGUGCGGAUGGUUCAACUACUGCAACGCACAGGCUGGCUGCACCUUUGGCAACCGCACAGCGGUCUACAGGGAAUGCUUGCUGAUGGCCGCCAACUGCACGCUGAUACCAAGAGUGAUCGAGCGGGGCAAGGAGGCCGGCUUGGCGUCGAUUGCAGGCUUCCCCAUCCGCACCCGCGUGCUGCCCGCGCUCCCCGGCUACGUGGUGCGCCAGGCGCAGGGCGUGGUGGGCGGCGACUUCCCCUGCAACCAGAGCAUCGUGCCCGGCAUCUGCGCCUUUUCCGCCGCCAUCAACGCGGGCGCGGCCUGCAGCAACUCGCUGGCCGACCAGUGCAACAGCGUGAUGGUGUAUGAGAACGGCACCGACGGCUGCAGCAGCCAGGUGGCGGUGCUCAAGACCGCCAACCUGGCGCCAUCCAACUCCUUCAUGGCGCCCACCACUUACGUGCUGGAGAAGGUGGAUGGCGCGCCGACUGGAAAGUUCCUGCUGAAGGCGGAGUCAUCCCUCAUCCAGCCCACCGCCGCCGAGCUGGAGGCCGCUGCCGCCGCUGCCAAUGGCACCAGCGGUUCCAACAACAGCUGGGUGGGGUGCAUCGUGGCCAACGGCAAUGCCAUCAUGGCAGGCGACCUGGUGGGAUCCGUGGAUGGGGUGCCCACGGCUGAGGGCUGCUGCAGGGAGUGCAGGAAGCGGAGCCCUCGGUGCAACGUGUGGCACUGGUGCAACCAGACAGGAGGCUGCAGGUAUGAGGACCUCAGCACCUUGAUUGAUCUGCAAGACAAGCAAUGCGAGCUGCGGUACCAGUUCACCGCAGAGCCCUCCACGGGAGGGCCCCCCUAUGUGCUGGUUGAGGGGCCUGAGGCCGCCGGCUUCACCGCGGGCGCUCCCUUGGUGGUGGCUCCGCCCCAAGACCUGGAAGGUUACACCCUGUACAACGGUGCUGGGCUGUUUGGGCAGCCAGGCUACGCGUGCAACGGCUCCUUGGCGCCGGAUCUGGAGGAGUGUGUGCUGGCCAUGGCGCCACCUCAGAUGGGCAACUUCUGCACCGCCGACCCGGCGUGUGCGGCAGGAACGUCCCGCUUGGGGGUGUUCCCCCGCACAGAAGGGGCCAACACCAGCUUCAUGGUUCCCAACCCCUCUGCCGCGGUGUAUGUGAAAGACGCCACGCCCAGCAGCAGCAGCGGCGGCAGCAGCAGCUCGGGCCUGUCUGCCGGCGCCAUCGCCGGCAUCGCGGUGGGCGGCGCCGUGGUGGCGGUGGUGGCCGGCGCCGGCGCCUGGGUUCUGCUGCGGCGCCGCAGGCAGCGGGGCGGCGGGGCGCGGGCGGUCACGCCGGCGGCAGCCCCUAAGUCCAACGGCGGGCUAGCGCAGCCUGACCAGCAGCCGGCGCAGCACCCUUCCGACGCGGGUGGAAAGAUCAGCGGCCUGGGCCUACAGGAGGGCUCCUUCCGCGGCGUGCUAGGCGUGGGGUCGGCGGGCAGCAGCCAGCACCUGCUGCCGCUGCAUUCCUUUGGCAGCUCCGGGGCGGCGGGCCCGCCCUCGGGCCUGCCGAUUCAGCACCAGGCCCUGCCUGGCGGCCCCGGCGGCGGUACUAUCGCUGGCGGUACCACCAUCGUGGGCGCCGUGGAGAGGACGGCCACGCGCUUCAACGCCGCCGCCGCCAGGCCACCCCCCGCCAGCCCCUUUGUCGCGCUGCGCCAGUCGCGCAUGGCGAGCUGCGCGGCCGCCGCCGCCGCCGGCAUCGCGCGGCACAGCGGCGGCGCGUCGCUGCCGUCGGCGGCAUUGGGGAGUGGGGCCGAGGGGCGGCCCGCGCGGCCGGUCAGCCAGGCGGAGCUCAGCCCGGAGCAGUCCGGCGCGUCUGGGGAGCUGGCGGAGCUGAUGAGGCACCGGGCGGCAGAGGAGGCAGCCGCCUCCGUGCCAGCCUCCAGCGCCAGGCUGGGCGGCGGCCCAGCCUCGGGCUCCACAGCGCCCACCAGCGGCAGCGGCAGCGCCAGCCUGGGCGCCAGCAGCGGCAGCACGCCGUCGCAGUACCUGUCGCUGGCGGCGCUGCCGCCCAGCCUGCAGGCCUGGCUCAUCCCGCCGUCCGCGGUGGAGUACCAGCGGAGGGCCAACGGCGAGGUGGUGGAGCUGGGCAAGGGCGCCAGCGGCCGCGUCAUCCGCGCCGUGUACAACGGAGAGGUGGUGGCGGCUAAAGAGGUGGAGGUGGGGCGUGCGGUGGAGUCGCAGGAGGCGUUCCUCACAGAGGCGCAGCGCAUGCAGGCGCUCAGGCACCCGCAGCUCGUUGCCUUCUACGGCGUGUGCCUGGACGGGCCCAUCGGCAUCCUGCUGCUGGAGCUGUGCGAAGGCCGCGACCUGGGCAGCGUGCUGCGGCUGCGCGGCGGCGACGGGCAGCGCCUGUUUGGCUGGCGGCGCCACGGCUGCCGGGUGGCCUGGGAGGUUGCCACCGCUCUCAACUAUCUGCACAGCAAAGGCGUGGUGCACAUGGAUGUGAAGAGCGGGAACGUACUGCUGACGUACCGCGGCGCCGCCAAGCUGUCGGAUGUGGGCCUGUCCCGGCUGCAGACCAAGACAUACCUGAGCGAUCUGCCGUCGGUGGUGGGCACCUUCAGCUGGGUGGCUCCCGAGGUGCUCAUGGGCGGGCGCUGCACCCAAUCUGUGGACAUCUAUAGCUUCUCGGUGCUGCUGUGGGAGAUCAUCACAGGGGGCCAGCCGGUGAGGGGCCACCUGCGGCAGCCGCUGGUCCCGGAGGAGUGCCCACAGGAGGCUGCAGACCUGAUGGCGGAGUGUGGGUCUCUGGAUCCCACGGCGCGCCCCACGGCGCAGCAAGUCAUGCUGCGCCUGCAGGCCAUGAUGGAGGGCCGGCACGGCCCCGCGGCGCAGCAGCCGGCCACUGCGGAAUGAUUGUUGAGAGAACUGAAGAAUAAACACACCGACCAUCAAGCUGACCAAUCAAGUUGACCUAUUCAUUGAGCGUUUUCAUCCAGAGAGCUGCAUAGUUUUUCCCGCCCGGCCGGCCACGGAUGCGGCACUUCUUGUAUCUUCUUGCCGGCUUGGCCACCCUGCCCAUCUCUUGUCUGCACCUGUCACCUCACCGUCCCCUGUCAGGUUGUUGCAUGUCUGUUCUCCCUCGAUCACACAUACAGUCUGUAUCAUCAAAAUAACUGCAAGAGCACAGCUGGGAA